CUUCGAUCGCGUCCAUCCCAGAUUCUGCAUCUCCAAGAUGCAGAUCCGCUUCCACUCAUGAGUGAUACCACCACCCUUCCAGUGCCGCAGCUGCGGAAGAGGACAUCCAGCAAGAUGUCCCUCUUCAGCCUCUUCAGCAAGUCCAAGGUCGACAAGCUCCAAGGUUGUGCGGAACUGGGUCUGGAUAUCCCAGAGCCUCCGACGCGAACACAACAUGCUGACGCAGAAAGCGCAAGCCUGCGGCCUUCGACCUCGAAAUCAUACUCAGCGAAAGCCGCGAUGCUAGCUAUCACAGACUCAUCGCCUGUGGUACCUAUUGAUCGCACUGGCAGAGCGCGCACGUUUGAACCUCCUCCGCUGUUCCAGGUCUGGCCGCAAGCUACGAAGCAUGCAUCAUUUGAAGUGUCUCAUCUGCCACCAGAGACGGCCUCGCAGAGGUCUAAGCACCGCGGACUUGGUACAGCACUGCAUGUGCCAAAUGCAGACGCGCAAUCGGUGCAUUUGUCUGGGGAGAGACACAGCUUCGAGUCUCGAAUGAAACUAAAACCAAGUUCACAGGAUCCUGACGAUGGAUCUGUUUCGCCGGUCAACUUGCCUACAAAGCUCAUGGUUCUGGUCACUUCUGGUUAUUUGUUGCAGUACGCAGCUACUGGAGACCCACAGCGAUUCCCCGAGAAGGUUUUACAGCUUCAGAAGGACAGCGCUGCGUACGCGUGCGAUCUGAUACCUGGCAAGCAUCACGUUCUACAAGUUGUUCAAUCCGUGGACGACAGUGGAGUCAUAAUGAACCCAGCUUCAACCUUUUUCUCGAAGCUCGGUCUGCGGAGUCAGGCCACACGCCGUGCUGCUUCGAACAUGCUGUUGGUCAUGUCUGGAGCGGAGGACAUGGAUGAAUGGAUGACUGCCAUCCGAGAGGAGAUUGAAAGGCAAGGAGGUAAACGAGCGAGAUCAGGCUCUUCGUCAGGCAGGGCUCGAGAGUGCGAUUCGUCGAUGCCCGCUCUGGUGCCAAGUCUGAGCCAUCGUUACCAAGUCAAGAGGAGCGCUUCAAUUGCGAACGUUUCGCCUGCGAAGCCGCGGACAGCCGAUGCCGACACAGCUCCCCCGACUACAACUGAUAGGAAGAGCCAGGACACAGGUGCUGCCAAGAGCGUUGAGCAAAGACAGAUGACUCCAAUCGAUCAGGCAAGUUUGUCACGACCUCGCGCUACCUCGGACACCCCGUCCAUCAGCUCGUCUAUAGCAGUAUCGGAGGAUCAGAAGCAGCUUGACAAGCUGCGCGAUAGCGCACGUUCGUCGCACGCCUCGACUACGCCAACAGCGUCAGCCUCUUUGACUUCCCGCACCAACUCGAUAACUUCAAGCCCACCUAUGGAGCUUACGAAAGAGAGUCCCAGCCUUCAACAGGACGACCUGACUGUCAACCGAUUAUACCGCAAUCUCUCAUCCUACUCGAUCUCGAAGCGACGGUCUGCCGUGCUAGCGUCGGCGCCACUUAUAUGGGAGCCUCUGAGCCCAGAAACCGAGGCCAAGCGCGAGACGGUCGAAAAGUCGCGGGGCUUCCCUGCGCUGAAGCAGCCGCUGUGUUCAGCCCAGAGUAUGCUGAAGGGCAAGCAGGCAGGCAAGAUCAGCUCUGGUCGUCCUCCGCAUCCUGGAGAUCAAGUCAGACCCGAAUCGUUCCUGGCCGAGCUGCCUAACCCUAGUACAUACACAUUGAGUCUGCAGCACUCUCGGUCGAGCCCGGAUAUUUCGCAGUCCCGCACACUCCAUUCAAUCCAGACGAGGCCGCCGAAGCAAGAUUCUCAUUCCUUCAGCCUGCCUCUUCGGAUCAACACCAGCGACAGCAUGCUCCGGCAACCUAGCCGCAGGCGCGUUUCGCAAUAUACAGAAACAGAUAUUGGCCUACGUUCCCCCAUACCGGCCGCAACCACUCUGAUUGCCAAGGUCGAUCCCACUGCUGUAGCCGGCACGAAUCAAAGGUCGUUCGCAGAGCACGCGGCUGCAGCAGCUGCAGCCAUGGACCAGUCUAGACGCGCUUCUGUUGGCAGGCUAUCAUUGUUUCCACCCGUGUCACCAGUAGGGCCACCACAAUCCGCAUCGCCCGUUGAAGGUAUCAGCGCCACAUCUGGGCAAGCAUUCCGGCAGUCUAGCUCCCUUCGCCGACCAGCAUCUCUCCAGGUUCGAACCGACGUCGCGUUAUUGCUGUCCGCGCCACGACUAUCUCCCGUGUCACCCAACACUCGGGCGCGAUCCAGCGCGGCGCUUCCCAGACGAUCCCUCAAGCCUUCUCGAUCGGCUGUCGCCAUAUCAGGCCGUGUAUCUCCAGCACGAGCUGCCGGAGAGACAUUCAAUUUCAGCACCCGCAGAUUCAUUGGAGAACAGGCAGACGAAGUCACGCCUCUCCCCACGAGAUGCGAAUCUCCUUAUAAGCUCUCGCAUGAGCGUAGAGUGAGAGCUUCUGCCUCGCUGCCCGAGAUGGACUGUGGCAUUUCUCUGGUUGGUCUGGGACCACCUGCACCUCCACCUACCGCGCCUUUGCCGGAACUUCCUCCUGCAGGUCGGCCGUCGAGCCGAGCCACGAGUCGCGCCGGCAGCAGGCAAGGAACACAUCCACGCAGUUGCACGCCGAUUGGCGUCGCACUCGGCGGAUCACCGACCAGUGCGCAUGGUUCACCGGCUCCUACGAUGCACAGCGUCGGCCUGGGCAUCGAAGUCGGCGGGUACUGAGCGAAAAGGCUCAAGCACCACUCUUACGACCGCCACUACUAAGACGACUAAUUACUUGACGAAUCUCAUACCGGAGGGUCUUUCUUUUUUCUUUUUCUUUUCAUUUUCUUUUCC
Molecule: messenger RNA, 2838 nt
Organism: Sphaerulina musiva SO2202
Lineage: Eukaryota; Fungi; Ascomycota; Dothideomycetes; Mycosphaerellales; Mycosphaerellaceae
Exons: 1
Coding region: 58-2724 (888 amino acids)
Source: RefSeq, a predicted model, not a curated record